Molecule: messenger RNA, 2364 nt
Organism: Ostrea edulis (European flat oyster)
Lineage: Eukaryota; Metazoa; Mollusca; Bivalvia; Ostreida; Ostreidae
Product: cytochrome P450 3A6-like
Exons: 14
Coding region: 533-2077 (514 amino acids)
Molecular function (GO): oxidoreductase activity, acting on paired donors, with incorporation or reduction of molecular oxygen; iron ion binding; heme binding
Source: RefSeq, a predicted model, not a curated record
GCGUAACGCGCCCUCUGGUGAGAGAACGUUCACUGUAAAAAUUUGAUCCCCGUAAAAUUUGCUAUAUGUCCUAUGACAAGAUUUGUUUCAAGCGAUAUCAUUUCAACUUUUGUUUGUUUGUACUGUUCGACUGUUUUAAGGGCGGAUACUUUUCUGAAGAUCGCUUUACUUGAUGCACCCCUCGUAUUCUACUGUUCUAAUACGGUGUCCGACACACUGACAGUAGUUUUAAACGCCGUACAAAGCCAUCCAAAAGGGCUAUUGAUCGAUAAAAUAGGAAAAUAACCUCAAACACAGACUUUAUUGCAUAUAAUUUCACGUCUCAAGCGAGAUCCGAACAAUUUAAUAAUGUUAAAUUAACAUUUUCUGACACAUCAUACCGUGACAAAAUGGAUAUUUCGCCAGAAAGUUAUGUAUGAAUUAAUCAUCAUCGGUUUGUUUACAUACGAGGACGCGAUAAGAGCAGAACAUCAAGGACAUACAUUUAUUCAACGAAUAUUGUUUAAUGUAACAGGACAUUGAAAAGAACAGCAUGGACAUACUGGGCAUUGUGGACAUCAAUGGCUGGAUUUUACUCAUUGUUUUUCUACUGCUUGCUGUUUACCUACACUUAAAAUGGAAGUUUGAGUUCUGGCAUCGUCUGGGAGUUCCUUGUCCGAGUUAUGUCCCUUACAUCGGGUCGAUAAUGGAGAUCCGGAAAAUGGGAAUGUAUGGAUUAGACACGAAGCAAGUGAAGACUUACGGCAAAGUUGUUGGAACCUAUAUGGGAGGUUCCCCAUCCCUCCUGAUAGCAGACCCGGAUAUCAUAAAGACCAUAUUGGUGAAAGACUUUUCCAAGGCUCCAAACAGAUAUGAAAUAUUUAAGAAUAAAAGUGAAUUGCAAUAUGGCUUGACCAUUGUGGAAGAUGACCAUUGGAAAUUUAUGAGAAACACACUUCUACCGACGUUUUCAAGUGGAAAAAUGAGAAAAAUGGAUUUACUACUAAGGACAAAGUACGAAUUGUUAUUGAAGAUUUUGAAAAGAGAAGCCGAUGAAGGAAAUACUAUAGACUUUAAAGAGGUGUUCGGUAGAUACACCAUGGAUGUUACAGCUUCACUUGGAUUUGGGAUGGACACUGAUUCUCAAACAAACCCUGAUAAUACAUUUGUGAAAUAUGCCAAAGAACUGUUCAGUUUUAGAUUUACUCCUCUAAUGUUUUUCAUAAUAAUGUUUCCAAAGUUAGACGUGAUAUUGAAUUACUUCAACGUAUCUCCAUUGAAUAAUCGAAGACUCAUGAACUUUUUCAAAUCGGCUGUCCAUCAGGCCAUUGAAAUGAGAGAUGAAGGAGAUAAGAAGAGAAAUGAUUUGCUACAACUGAUGCUAAAUGCCCACAAGGACACGGAUAAAAACGAGAUAGAGGAUGAACACAGCUACGAAGGAGACCCUCAAAAGUGGAAAAAACGAGGCUUGACUGAGGACGAAGUGACUGGGAAUGCGAUCCUAUUUCUCCUUGCGGGUUAUGACACGACAGCCAGCACUAUGACAUUUAUGUCGUACUGUUUGGCAACCAAUCCAGAAAUCCAGAAAAAACUUAUUGACGAAAUUGACUCUGUUUUAGGAAAAGAGCUGCCUACAUAUGACAAUGUAUUGAAGGUUGACUACCUGGACUGGGUAUUCAGUGAGACACUGAGACUGUAUCCCCCCGCUAUAAGAACUAAUCGAAAAAGCAAGACGGAUAUGGAUAUAGCAGGUUAUAAGAUCCCUAAAGACAUUGACCUCACGUUUGCAAUUUAUCCGGUACACAGAGAUCCUGAAUACUGGACAGACCCCGACAAAUUUGACCCAGAAAGAUUUUCUCCUGAAAACAAAGCUAACCGUCAUCCGUACGCCUACCUUCCGUUUGGUCACGGACCCAGGAACUGUAUAGGACAACGUCUUGCCGCCAUGGAGGCUAAAUGUGCCAUUGCGUACAUACUACAACACUAUCGUUUUGUUACUUGUGACGAAACUGAGGUACCUUUACAGCUGAGUAAAAAAUUCUUCUUAAAAGCUCUUAAUGGAGUCAAGCUGAAACUGGAGGAAAGAUUUUCACAGUGAAAAAGAAACCACGUCACUAUUUGUAACUUAACAGUAAACCAUGAUGUUUUUGUAUAAUUUUGAAAAUAAUAUUUCUGUGUAGCAGUUAUUAAUUAAUAUCAUUAUAGUUUGUUGGAAUCCCCAUCGGCAGGAAUUGUGCUCUUUUAUCAACUGACCAUUCAUAUAUUCUCAUGUGGCGGAAAAUAUUCAAAAGCUUCUGCAAUAGAAGAAAAUAGCUUUUGCUGUGGUCUUCAACUCAACAUUCAGCUAUAUCGACAACAUUUUAUCUAUUAAAAUAUUAGUUUUCA